AUGAAAAGUUGUUGGAAUGCAGAUCUUUCACAACGGCCAGAUGCAAAAGGGCUACUUAGUUAUUUUGAUAGUAUUAUUGAAAAACUUAAUAAUAAAGAAAUUGUAAUUCCUGAAAUAGAAUUUGACUUGUCUUCUUUAAAUGAUGAUUAUGCAUCUAAUAGUCAGAAAAGCAAAACGAUUGAUUUUGAAGGCAUUCCUAAACCUAAGAAUGGCAUAAAUAUAGAGCAAUUGGACUCAUCAACUUGUGUCUUGAAUAAUAACGUUUCGAGUCAUAAAUUUUAG
Messenger RNA from Racocetra fulgida, 282 nucleotides. NCBI's taxonomy places the organism in Eukaryota, Fungi, Glomeromycota, Glomeromycetes, Diversisporales, Gigasporaceae. The record is from the annotation of a GenBank genome assembly.